CUGCUUCCCUAUUGCUUUCACAUUGGGAUCUAUGCUACUCUUUCUUCUUUCCGUUCUACUUCUUCAACUCAAAACAAGAGCAAGUAUCUGCUCCAUUUUCCGCCCAAACCAACCUCUUCCACACCCCAUCCUCUACUGCUCAGCUCUGCCUAAUCAAGUAAGCAAAUCUGGAAUAUCAAACACUCCCUGUUCUGCUCUUUCUAUGUAAUCUCAAAUCUGCUUUUAGCUGCUUGUUUGUGUAAACUUGUUCUUGUUUUGCUGUUGUUGGUAAUGAAGCAUGCUCUUUUUUGGCCUUCUGUCUUGUUGGAGAUGAUGGAUUGAUUUUCCCAUUUGCUGGCUGAUAACCCAAUUCUAUUCUCGUCCCAGGUUUAUUAUGCAACAACAAGAAAGUAGAGCUUGCCACUAUUUCCCAUCACAUGGAAAGUGAAACAGCUGAUUGUGUAACAACUCGAAUCGGUGAAAAGCUUCGUGGAUCAUCUCCCAUCUCCUCUGAGUUCAGCAUCUUCAGGGUUCCUCAACAGCUACGCAAUGUGAAUGAGAGGGCUUAUGAACCCCAGGUAGUUGCAAUAGGUCCUUAUCAUCAUGGUAAGCAGCACUUGCAGCAGAUGGAGGUGCACAAAUUACACUAUCUCCGCCAGCUUCUUCGCAGGAGGAUCGAGGAUUAUAGUCAAGUGAAUAGAUACGUUUUAGCCAUGAGGAAACUGGAGGAAAGCGCUCGCAGAUGUUAUGCAGAUUCCUUUGCCUUCACCUCGGAUGACUUUGUCGAAAUGAUGCUGCUGGACGGAUGCUUCCUCGUCGAGGUAAUCCGAAAGUAUGCAAUGACAGCAUUGAUUGACAACCACGACCCAAUCUUCGUCCUACCAAUGAACUUGUACAGCAUAAUGCGAGAUGUUCUCCUCCUGGAGAACCAACUCCCUUUCUUUGUUCUCUCGGAACUGUUCCAGUUGACAAAGACGGUUCACGAGUUGGGGAACUUCCUGGCCAUGGUAAAUCAUUUCCUCUAUGGAAAAUCACCAGGGCUUGGCUUUGUCCACGCUGAUAAUAAUAACAACAGUGUAGGAUGUUGUUCCUAUGCGCAAGAUAUCAAGCACUUGUUAGGCUUUGCACAUGACUAUUGGAUACCUCCAUACGCAAGAACAGCAGUAGGGAAACCUAUAGCCAGAUACAACCUCAAGUUCAUCCGUUGUGCCACAGAGCUUAGAGAAGCUGGAGUCAAGUUCAGAAGAGCUGAGGAAGGAGAAGGCCAACAACAUACCUUGUUCGAUGUAGGAUUCAAAGACGGGACUUUUGUGAUCCCAAUGUUGACAGUUGAAGAUGAGACCGAGUCGUUCUUCCGAAAUCUGAUAGCAUACGAGCAACUGCCAUUGAAGAACAACCCAAGCUACGUCACAGAUUAUAUGGUUCUGAUGGAUUGCUUGAUUAACUCGAGGAAAGACGUGGAGUUGCUGCGUCAGUAUGAGAUCAUCGACAAUCGAUUAGGGGAUGAUGAAGUGGUUGCCAAUCUGUUCAACAGGCUUGGGGACUAUGUUGGCGUCUCCCAUUCUUACUUCUCCUACUGUGAUGUGUUUGAAGAAGUGAACCUUCAUUGUGCAAAGAAACGGUACAAAUGGCUGGCAAAGCUGAGGCAUGAUUACUUCAACAGUCCCUGGGCUCUUAUAUCUUUUCUUGCUGCUGUUCUUCUCAUCUUGCUUUCCUUCCUUCAGACAUUGUAUUCUGGUUUGUCAUAUGAAAAAUGAAACAAGGUUUUUUUUCUUCUUCUUUUUUCCAGAUCGUUUUAAUUUAAUGACAUUUGCUCAGUCAAAAACCUUCUUCAACAGUAUUGGUGGGAAAUAACAGUGGGAAGUUUUGGAUCAACCCCACCCUAUGAGGCCAGAUUGCCAGAACGAUUCUGAUUAAUUUCUCAUUUAGAACUCCUUAAACAAAUAAGAGAAUCAAAAACUCUGUAAUGAAUCUAAGAUAUUUCCCAGUCUAGGGGACCAAUAGGGAAAAUUGGGAUCCCCCCGCCCCAAACUACACAUUCUUAAAAAACAAAUCCAAAAAUACACAUUUUAUGAAAUAUUCUCAAUCUACACAUAAUUGGACUUCAUUGUGACCGUCAGAAGCGGUGAACAUUUUCACCGCGACUGUCAGAAGCGGUGAGUGAUUCACCGCGGCCGUAAAAAACGUUGAAUGCUUCCCCGCGAUCGUCGGAAUCGGCGAACGCGUAACUUAGGCUAAAUUUUUUGAAAGAACGUAAUUUUGCUCUCGAUUAUCCGAUCAUAACAUAUUUUUUUAUUCCGCAUAAUUUUUUUUUGAGAUUUUGCAAGCCGCAAAGAGCCAUAGGCUAUUUGGUAUCGCCUUCGUCCCGAAAAAACGUUGUUUGCUAUCCCAAAUGGGCAAUUUUUGGAUUUUGUCAAACUUUGGACAACCAUAUUAACCUCCAGCUAGGAAACAUUGCGGCGUGUCGACCCGCGAUGUGUCGCCCAUUUUUUCACCAGGUCCGGGUCAAUUACAAGUCAAUCCAGGGGUCAACCCAAGGGCCGAUUCACGGGUUGACAACCUUAAUAUUAUCAUGGGAUGGGGUUUCUCCGAACACAACAAAUAGGGUAAUGGAUUUAGUGCGAUAUUGGUAUUUAAAGUAUCCGCAUAUAACCCACCUGAAUGUGUGUUAUAGUUGUGUUCUAAACUCAUUAAUUUUAACAAUUUGUUCAUCCAGAUCCCUAAAACAUAAUAAGUCUUAGACCUAAAAAUCUUCAUUUUACAUAGGCAUUCGAAGAAUAUUCAUUGUCAAAUAAAAAACUCUAUACAUGAUUGUUGGGAUGGUGUGUGUAGGAUUUUCUCAAACAGCAUAUUUAUUGGUUGUGAUAUGACAUACAUUCACACACAAUCUUUCUUUACAAAUAUUAAAGCACUUUUAGAUUUACACCACUGCCACGUACCCCUUCAUGCAAUUAGAAGAUGUCCACGUCAGCUUCUUCAUAUGUUCCGCCCUCUAUCAUGAUUCCGGUGAACAACUCUGCCCCUAAAAAAACCUCCACACUUUUUCUCCUUCAUCCUUCCCUGUAACUGUUAUCCACCCGCCGCCUGCUCCAAUCCAACCUCUCUGCCGCCUCCAGAUUCCGCCACCAAUCAGCCUCUUGCACCACUCCGAAGUCGAGCCCUUGAAAAUCACCCAUUCACACCAAUUUUGCUCUUAAUUCUUCUGCGGAGUAUGAUGAAACCACGUAAAAAAAAAAAGCAUUAACCUUUUUGUAGUGGUCAAUUGCUUUUGUUUCUUCUCCGUAACCAACAAUAUGAUAGGAUUGUCAUGUGUGAAUUGUAACUAAGUUAGAAUGGAAGUUUGAAUUUGUUGCUGCAAGAUCCAGAUGUGAAAGCUCUACUUUGCUUUCCAUGGUAGUUAAUUUGGCAUUUGUGGGUAUAAUUUUGGAUUUUAAAUAAAUUGUUCCUUUCACUUCUUGAUUGAAACUUAUUAAGUAAGGUUCAUUAUGAAGGCAUUGAGUUGAUUUUUAUGUGAAUCUUGCAAUUGAGUUGAUUACUGAAUCUUGCUCAUCUCGGUUUUUCUUUCUCCUUUUUUCCUAUUUUGUGGCGAAGGAGCCGUUGCUUCCUGCCUGUUGAUUUCCGAAGAGUUAGAAUCGACCUUUCAUAUGCUGAAAACAUAUGUUCUUCUUCCCUACCUAAAUCUUUAUAUCAGGCCAUUUGUCAAUCCAUUCUCAUGUACUUUCCAUCAUCUCUUUUGGUUAUGAUUUGAAACCAAUAAAAUACUAAAACCUGAUGUAACAAAUUCGAAGUUAAUAGUAAAAAUUGGUUGCGACAAAUCCUUAACAGUGGGAAGAGUAGAGAAUUGAUAGGAGUAAGUAGUUCAAGCAGUGUCCAAUGUUCUCUUGAACUCCAAGCAAGGCAAGCACGAUGUAACAAUUAUCUCCGUCCCUAUUUCUCUAUAUAUGUAUGGAUUUGUUUGGAGUUCAAGAAAAUGUACUAUCGAUAGAAAUUAGUAGUUCACGAUUGGAUUUUACUGAUGAUGACUAUGUAAUUGUGUUACCACGUACUGACUGUUGAAUCAUGUGAAAGUUUUGAAAACUUCGUGGAAAAAUUUCAUCAAUGUACUUUGAGGUAGAGUCAUCCAAUAUAAUGCUGCCAUGUGAGCCAAGUGAACCCAGUUUACCAAGAAAUGAUCAUCUUGGGUGUUGAUUUAUUGAAUCUCUUUUACUAGGUUUCCACAUUUGGUUUAUUUGUUGUACAACUAUUUGAGAACUUCAAUGAUAUAGUCAUAGUCGAACAUACCAUAUUUCAACAUGAGCAACAUCACCACUGCUAACGAGGAUCAGUAAAGGAAUCAAGACUUGCAUUCAACAACCGGACAACAAUGUUAUGUUAAAGCCAAGACUACAACAACACAAAUUAUAGGGGGAAAAUCCCAAGUUACACAUGCUUUUAAAAAAAAUUCUCAAAAUACACACGUUAUGAAAAUAAUUCCCAAUUUACGCAUGUUUGGGCCAUCACCGUUGUCGACGAAGACAGUGAUUGCAUCACCGCUGUCGACAAAGACAGUGAUUGCAUCACUGCAGUACACUGCCGCGGUGAAGGUCUGACCUGCGUCGAAACUUUAAACAAACGUAACUUUGUGCUCGGUUAUCCGAUCGUAGCGAAAUUUUUUUGAUUCCGCAUAAUUUUUAGAGAUUUGCAAGCCGCAAAUUGCCGUAGGCGGUUUGAUCCCGCUUUUGUCUCGAAAAUAUGUCGUUUGCUACCCCGAACGAGCCUUUUUUCGAUUUCGUCAAACUUUGAACGACCAUAACUUUGUGCUCCACCAUCCGAAAAUCAUGAAUUUUUUUUUGAUUUCGCAUAAAUUUUUAAGGACUACAACUUUUAGUAGGAGAGAAUUUUCAAAAAAUGAAUUAUUUAUGGAUAUAAGGGAUUUUGGGAAUAACUUUACCUUCCUUUUCAGGAAUCCAAGUACAUUCCGAAAAUAUGUCUAUGAUAAAAAUUGUAGUCCUUAAAAAGUUAUGCGAAAUAAAAAAAAAUUUCAUGA
Molecule: messenger RNA, 5005 nt
Organism: Linum trigynum
Lineage: Eukaryota; Viridiplantae; Streptophyta; Magnoliopsida; Malpighiales; Linaceae
Source: the annotation of a GenBank genome assembly